Molecule: messenger RNA, 2036 nt
Organism: Hyposmocoma kahamanoa
Lineage: Eukaryota; Metazoa; Arthropoda; Insecta; Lepidoptera; Cosmopterigidae
Product: tripartite motif-containing protein 45
Exons: 11
Coding region: 16-1950 (644 amino acids)
Biological process (GO): positive regulation of DNA-templated transcription
Cellular component (GO): chromatin; nucleoplasm
Molecular function (GO): ubiquitin-protein transferase activity; zinc ion binding; protein binding
Source: RefSeq, a predicted model, not a curated record
CUAAAUUAAAGAAAUAUGGAAGUGGAUAGAAUUCUUUACAUUUUCGGCAGUUUCACCCGGAAGAAAGACAAAAGAAAAUCGAUAGAACAAUCUUCGAUAAGCGCGGGAAACAGUCCUUUGCGGAUACCGCGAAAUCGACCAGCCAGCCAGACAUAUCCAAACCUCGCCAUAGCGCCAAGGACUUCAGCUUACGGAGACACGAAAAAAAGCAGGGAGAUUAAAGAAUGGGAGUGUGGUCUCUGCAAGAAAGAGUUGGUGGAGCCGCGAUUGUUAGGAUGCUUGCACAGUUUUUGCACACGAUGUCUUCAAGGGUUGCAUCAGGAAGGGGAAGCGGAGGUGUGGAGUGAAGUUGAUGGAGGUUCAAUUCAAUUAGACCCUGGAGAAUCCGGAUCUGGUUCAGCGAACUCGGCAGGCUCGGGGUACGAGAGCGACAUCCGACAUUCCAGCUCAGACAACAGCUGGGAACAGAAACCUCACAAAUAUGGCAUUUUAACUAGAAAGAUAUCGGGCAAAAGCGUCCAAUUCUUCCUCUGCCCGACAUGCGGUUACGAAACACAGCUCCCUCUUGGAGGCAUAUCAGCUCUGCCUCUCAACUAUAUCCUGCUUAGGAAGAUGGUGACUGCCGGUCAAGAAGACAGAACCAGCAUACUGUGUGAUCUUUGCAAUUGUGAUAAUAAGGCAGAAAGUCGCUGUAGCCAAUGCUUGGUCAGUAUCUGUACCUCCUGUGGGGAAGCUCAUGGCAGGCAGAAAGCAACGGCUAGGCACUCGCUGCACCCACUUGAUCCAGGCCCUGUCCGAUAUUGCAGUCAGCACCCGAAGGCCGAACUAAGUGUUUACUGCGCUUCUUGCCAGCAGGUCAUAUGCCGCGACUGCUGUCUGAUCUCCCACUCGGGGCACGCGCUGGCCAACGCGUCACGCGCAGCGGCCGAACGCGCAAGACUGCUGCGCGACGCGUGCGACCGCGCAAAGCACGUGCCUGAGAAUGUUGGACACGCUAAUCGGAUACUCAACGUGCAAGCCAUGGAAGUUGAUACCCAAGCUUCACAAGUAGAAGCAGAAGUAAAAGCAUGGGCUGAACAAUACCGCAAAGCAGUAGAAGCUCACGGGCGAGCUCUUUGUACUGCUGCAGCCAGAGCGAGAGCUCGGUACCAGCAAAAAGUUGAAGAACAGAACAGGGAACUGGAUGAAAGAGCUCACCAGGCUAUGGAUGCUGUCAAAUUUGCUGAAGAGCUAUUAUCAGAAGCAAAAGAAGACGAGCUUCUCUCUCUCAGCGGUUUAGUCCUCAGACGUCUCGAACGGUUAUCGGAAUUACAGUCAUUGGCUGAACCUCCUCGUUGUGAGCUACGAUUUGCACCAACUGCACCUGUUAAUGAUUCUACGUUGUUUGGAAGGCUGCUAACUAGAUCACCGGAUACUGAACGAUGUGUGCUUAGCGUAGAAGGUCUUCAAGAUCUCAAGGUAGAUUGUCCACAUGAAGCUAUAAUGGAACUUCGAGACAGCAGCGGCGAAAGAAUUUGGUGUGGCGGUGAACAGGUGGCAGGGUAUUUCAGAAGACGCGAUUCAAGCGCAAGACCAGCAAUGGCGAAGGUGACAGACCGAGCUGACGGAACCUACUCGAUUGUAUUCACUGCUCCUAGUCCUGGUGCUUACUUGCUGGCUGUCACUUUGAACAAUAAGCCGAUAAAGGGCAGUCCAUUCCCGUGUGCAGCACGAGUAUCAAAGUCCCACACUGGGCAGUUCCACUGUUGUGCAUUUUGCUCUUCUGGUGGAAGGCGAGACGCCACUUGUGGAUGUGGUGCAUCCAUGGGAGGAGGAUACAAAGGCUGCGGCCACGGACACGCGGGCUGGCCGGGCGCGCGCCACUGGUCGUGCUGCGGCUCCACGCAGCGCCACGGCGCAUGCGCACGGGCGCCGCGAGUCCGCAGCCAGCUUUACCAGUUCUCGCUUUGACUGCUCUACACUGUACUUGAUCUUCUCUAUUAAAGGAAUAGUUACGGAAUUUGUGCUUUCAAUUAUUCCAAUACAUUUGACCUGAA